This is a messenger RNA of Oppiella nova, 492 nucleotides long. The record is from the annotation of a GenBank genome assembly. Lineage: Eukaryota; Metazoa; Arthropoda; Arachnida; Sarcoptiformes; Oppiidae.
GUCGUCCGAUUUCAGCGCAAAUUUUACAUACCUUUGCUUUUAGCCAUUUGGGGCGUCAUUCCCACCGUCAUUCCCCACUUGUUUUGGUCGGAGAGCCUGUGGAACGCCUUCUUCACGUGCGUGAUGUUCCGCCACUGCCUGACCCUCAACCUGACCUGGCUUGUCAACAGUGCCGCACAUAUGUGGGGCGGGAGGCCCUAUGACAAGAACAUCGAGGCCCGCGAGGCAACCGUCAGACACUUACUUAUGGGCGAAGGCUUUCAUAACUAUCACCACACGUUCCCGUGGGACUACUCGGCCAGUGAGUUGGGAGCCUUUGAUGUGUUCAACCCGGCCACGGCUUUCAUCGACUUCUUCGCUAUGAUUGGUUGGGCUUACGAUAGGAAAGUCGUGUCGCGAGAAAUGAUUGAACGAAAGCAACAGCGAAGCGCUAAGUUAGAGGACAUCCGUGAGGUUCGGGGUAUUGUCCACUCGCUGUACGAAUGGGUCGGC